AUGAAAAGUACACGUUCUAAACAUAUGUUAAGUCUACUAUUAAGACCGUUGGAUAAAAUGAAUACUGCGUCUGAUCCUGCGGAAAAAAGUUAUGAACAAUUGGAAUUCUCAGGUUCAGCCAUCAAAAGGUUUUAUAUUCCUUCAGAAGACAUAAAACCACUUCCAGAAGAAAUAGUUAAAAAACUACAUCCACUGCCUAACACACUUAAAAUACAUCAAGUAAUAUUAAAUGAAAGAAAUUCAACCGAGACCCAAUUUGAUAGUGACAACAUAGCCUCAGACGAAUGGCAAAGGAAUGAAAUUCCCACCAGGACAAAAAAAAAGAAAGAAACAAGUCCAAUUAACAACGAGGGGAAUACAAAACAGAAAAAUUCCCCAGACUUUGUGAUCCCUACACGCAAUAGUUUUGAACUACUUGAUACAGGGCCUCCGGAUAGAACCAACAAUACAGAUAAAGUAUAUGUACCAAAGCCAGAACCCAUCUUUGUUACUAGCGUAAUUAAUGUAAAUUCUCUUAAGGAUGUACUAAACAAAUUUCUAAAGAGCGAACUUUACCUCAUGACCACACUUAGAUCUGGACACGUUAUAAAAAUUAUACCUAAAUACAUCCAGACAUUCAAAAUGAUUCGAGAGAACUUCAUUGCCAAUAAUAUCUCACACUAUACUUACCAUCUUAAAAGCGAGAGAGCAUACAGAGUAGUACUACGCGGACUCCAUGCAUCAGAAAAUACCACAGAAAUUUCAAAAGAAUUGUAUGAAAUUGGACAUGAAGUGAGACAAAUAGUCAAUAUCAGACAUCGAGAUACAAAGGAACCGUUGCCUGUAUUUUAUGUCGAUUUAGAACCAAAGCCAAACAACAAAGCCAUUUUCGAUGUGAAAUACUUGAAUAACAUGAAGAUUACCUUCGAAGCCCCAUAUAAGAAAAAGGAAAUAAUUCAGUGCAAGAGAUGUCAGAGAUUUGGGCAUUCCAAGAAUCAAUGUUUUAGGCCCUAUCACUAUGUUAAAUACGGUAGCGCUCACCCUACAACAACAUGUACUAAAAAACCAAACACUGAGGUUGCUUGCACGAACUGUGAUGAAAAACACCCCGCUAGCUACAAAGGAUGCAAACUGUACAAAUAG
Messenger RNA from Parnassius apollo (apollo), 1122 nucleotides. The record is from the annotation of a GenBank genome assembly. NCBI's taxonomy places the organism in Eukaryota, Metazoa, Arthropoda, Insecta, Lepidoptera, Papilionidae.